AAACACUGGAAUAAGAAGGGCUGGUGACUCAGCAGACUACAAAGGAACUGAGGAUCAGACUCUGAUAGCCCAGAGUUAAAAGCUCUUAGGAGUUCUUGAGAACUCUGCUGGGACAAACAGGAAGGUCCAAGGGCUCAGCCUUGCAAGUCCCAUCAUGAUAUCACAAGUAAUGACCAACGAGGCUGUUACAGUGAUUACAUCAAAUGGAACCAACUUUCCCCAAACAAGCAAACCUCAACCUACCCACCAGAGUCCAGAUAGCCUGAAGAAAUCUCUAAAGGCGGAGAUCAAAGUGAUGACGAUCCAGAUCUUCUGUGGUGUGAUGGUGCUGAGUCUGGGGAUCAUUCUGGCAUCUGUUCCCACCUCCCCACAUUUUACUCCAGUCUUUUCCCUCCUGGUAAAAUCUGGCUACCCGUUUGUAGGAGCCUUGUGUUUUGUCAUCUCUGGGAUUCUAUCAGUCAUCACAGAACAAAAUACGAUUAAGCCUUUGGUUCACAGCAGCCUGGCCAUGAGCAUUCUGAGUGUUCCUUUUGCCCUCGUGGGCAUCGUUAUUCUGUCUAUCAACAUGGCUGCUUUGGAUCCAGCCUUGCAGCAGUGCGAGCUGAGCGUAGAAUCUAAACCAACCCUAGAUUACAGCUAUUUCCAUCACCCUGAGCCACCUAGCAGGAGCUGCCAUACUGCCAAUGCUGCCCUGAUGGGAUCCAUGUCUGUGAUGCUGAUCUGCAGUGUGCUGGAGCUCAGCCUGGCUGUGCUCACUGCUGUGUUGUGGUGGAAGCAGGCCCACUCUGACUUCCCUGGGAAUGUGAUUUUCCUGUCUCAGAACUCAAAGAAUAAAUCUGACAUUUCUACAGAGUCACUCUGUAACCCUGCAUAUGAGCAGCUAUUAACGUCUUAAUAAAAGUGGAAAAUAUACAGCAGAAAGUGGGCCUUUAAGACAAUGUAGAAAAUCCAUCCAUCACAAGGCAGUGACUCUUAAAUUUCCUAAAUGCAGGUUGUUUAUAAAGUGAAUAUUAAAAAGGUGUUGAGCAGGUAUGUUCGGUGGCAUUCUCUUGAUCUGCAUGACCUUGACUUCAGCCAAGACUCAUAUCUGCAAAUUCUCACUUCUCGGGGAGGCCAUCGAGUCCCCAGUACUUCUCAGAAAACUGGUGGAAUAUUUCAGGGGAUCAUGGUAGAGCAAACAACAUUUCCUUAUCCCCUGCAAUGGGUAGCAGGAGUGACCCGAUGAGUUCCUGUGUCCCGAAUCUCCACAGGUGAUGUGGACUUGGACCCUAUCUGUCUUACU
This is a messenger RNA of Nannospalax galili (Upper Galilee mountains blind mole rat), 1282 nucleotides long. RefSeq names its product membrane spanning 4-domains A6A (gene Ms4a6a). Gene Ontology annotation, cellular component: trans-Golgi network; plasma membrane. Gene Ontology annotation, biological process: cell surface receptor signaling pathway. The transcript is spliced from 7 exons. The record is from RefSeq and is a predicted model, not a curated record. The coding region runs from base 155 to 895 and encodes 246 amino acids. Lineage: Eukaryota; Metazoa; Chordata; Mammalia; Rodentia; Spalacidae.